Messenger RNA from Penicillium chermesinum, 438 nucleotides. Its product is annotated as YjgH family protein. The coding region runs from base 1 to 438 and encodes 145 amino acids. The transcript has a single exon. The record is from RefSeq and is a predicted model, not a curated record. NCBI's taxonomy places the organism in Eukaryota, Fungi, Ascomycota, Eurotiomycetes, Eurotiales, Aspergillaceae.
AUGGCUUCAAAGGCCCAGAGCAAGCAAUUAUUCAGCACUAGCUCCCCUUGGGAAGUUUCAAUCGGCUAUUAUCGUGCUAUACGUCGUGGCAAUCUAAUAUUCGUGGCCGGGUCAACUGCAACAGACCCAACAUCUCCACCGGAAGCUCCAAAAGUACGAUUUCCCGGUGACGCUCGCCGGCAGACAAUUUUGAUCCUCCAGGAGAUCAUCCAAGCGAUUCAGGCCGUUGGUGGCAAGGGAGCUGAGGAUGUGGUCCGGUGCAAGAUGUACGUGAGGCGCAAGGAAGACACUUCAGCAGUAGCAGCAGGUUUCAAGGAAAUAUUGGGCCAGGACGGUACCGGCAGAAUUGGAACGACUGCCACGAUGAUUGUUGUGAAUGGAUUCGUCGAUGAUGAAAUGCUAGUGGAAAUUGAAGUUGAUGCGAUUGCGGACGAUUGA